This is a messenger RNA of Westerdykella ornata, 2925 nucleotides long. RefSeq lists its product as uncharacterized. The transcript has 2 exons. Bases 65 to 2710 code for a protein of 881 amino acids. The record is from RefSeq and is a predicted model, not a curated record. Lineage: Eukaryota; Fungi; Ascomycota; Dothideomycetes; Pleosporales; Sporormiaceae.
GUUUGUCAACAACGCCCCUGCAGUAAAGGCGGUUGAGCAGCCAUCACAAGGGAUCGGAAAUCCCAUGGCUGGUGGUGGGCACUCCGGUACAGGUCAACAGAAAGAUAAGCGGCUACCAGCGAAGAGCAAGGGAAUGGAAAGAGGCAAAAACAAAUUUGAUUCAGGCGAUAAGCCCUACUCUCAGCCUAGGGAUGCAAGUGUUGCAGAAGUUGUGGAUAGGCAAUUGGCUCAAAGAACAAACAACUCUUCUCCUGACAACCCUUCUAGGGGCACGCCGAAACCCAAUGCUACCACAAAACCCCCACAACAGCAAGUCAACGUCGCUAGUGCCCCAAGGAGUACGCCCUCCAACGCUCCAACGCCUGUACCGUCAGGUUUACGGACCGAAAAAAGAGCCCAUCCAUGGGGUAACGGUCAGCAAGGGGCGCAAAAACGGGAAGUUGUCCAGAGACCAGCGAGCGGGUCUCAAGAAUCUCAGAAUUCCCAGCGUUCCUCAAUUCCGCCUGCAAAAGCGGAAAGCCGGGACAUGUCACUGAAAAAGUUGACCUCGACUGGAUCGCUGCCAGCUGGAAAGAAAGUAGGACUCGCGCUGGACAAAGGUGCAUGUUUCACGGAGGACCAGAAGAAGACUGGAAUGGAGAACGCUCAAAUUGAAGCACAGAAGUCCAGGUCAAUGGCUUCGCAGGCAGAAUUGAAGGAAAAUGGCCCUGCUAACACGAGAAUGUCUGCACCUUUGCAGAGAAGCGCUCAACUAACCCAGGGGGCCUCUACUGCUGCAGCGGAGAGACCAAGAUCCCCCAUUGCGGCGGACGCUCGUGGUGAAACGACCACGCCCACGAACGGCACGCAGAAUAAAGUCCAGGCUACGUCGAAUGGUAGCUUUGCAGUGUCACCGGUACCUGCUCUAGCUGCUCAGCCCAAUGGAAGAUCUAGGCAGCUACAGCAGAGUGUCUCGAAUGCGCCGAAACCUCCUCCCAAACCAGCCGUGGCGAAUCCCCAUAACACUCCCCAAGCCCAGCCUUCACAGCCCAGUCCACGACCGGUGGAAUCGGUCAAACCAUCUAACAUACCUGCGCUUCCUCCUCAAUCCAGUGCCAGGCAGCCUGUACAGCAUGCGCCGCCUGAUAGUACUCUUAGUCGUCGGGCCAACCCGGUUGCUCCUCCGAAGUUAGCCGUAAGAGCGUCUGUACCUACGACCCAGGUUGGAAAUGAGCUUCGAAAGUCAUCCAAUCCCGUUGGGCGAGAUGGAGUGAAAAGGGCGGAUGAUGGAAAAUCGGGCACUGCGUCUGCGGCACCUGGUGAAGCACCCAAGGACAAAGUCCAGCCAGCGCCGAAAGGGACUAUCCCGAAGAUGGCACCGGUGGUCACUGUACAGCAGCCCACUGAAACUACCAAGGAUGCGCCUCUAUCAACGGCUAAGUACACUCGGGCCCUCGAGAACAACAUGCCGAACGCAGAGACAGCAAAGAAGGCUCUCCAACCGGCGGGGUCUACGGAAGCGGAAACGGACGCAUCAAGGGAUACCACGAUGAAAGAUGCCCCGGAUUCAGUCCAUGUCCCACCUGACACGGGGGACGCAAUAUCCAAAGUCAUAAAACAAACCCCUUCCUUCACACCCGGUACGCGAACGCCACGAACGAACCUCACCAACACCACCGCCUCUGCGCCAACCCCAGAAACCAAUCCCACUAGAAACAGCAGUACCCCAAAUGCCGCGAAUCCAUCAGCCUCCGCAAUAGCUACUGCUACCACCACGCACAUCGCCACCACCACAAUCCCUACCCUCCCACAAACCCAAACAUUCACCUACACUCUCCACCAAAAGCUCUACACCGAACUCGACAAUCCGUCUCUCAUCCCGUCCACUCCGCUCUCACCACCCUAUACCUCCCUCGCCGCCGCAAACGCACAAGCCGCGCUGCUCGUCGCAGCCACAAAAUCCUUCCACGCGUCCCACAACAUCCACUUCUCGUCAGUGAGGGAGUUUAGAGACGAGAACGACUGCCUGGUGUUUGUGGGCGUGGGCACUAAUCCGGCAGCUGGGGAUGAUGUCGCGGGGAGAAAGAAUUACUGUCGAAUCUGGGUGGAGCGCAGAGUCGUCCUCGGGGACGUGCGCGGCACUGCGGAUGCAGCGGAGAGCGGCGAUGCUCAAGGCGGUAGAACCGAGUAUAUCUGCAAAACCCUAUUUCUGCUCCGCCUGUGCAAAGUCAUUGUCAAUGAUAGCAGCGAUUCUGAAGCCGACGACGGUGAUGACGGCGACAGCGGCGAGGUUAGACUCGAGUAUAUCCCCCUCUCGGACCCGGCGAUCCGACGCCUCAACGUCUUCUCUGAGGUGUACACGGUGCGUGCCCAGGCGAAUAGCGCGGCACGGAGGCUGCAGAUUGGGCUGAGCCAUAAGAAGGAGCCGCUCAAGGAGACGGAGCGGAGGUGGCAGGAGGAGGAGAAUAGGAGGUUGAUGGAUAAGAUUCAUGUGCUGGAGGGAUUGGAUACGGUGAUUGGGAGUGGGGAUGAGAGUGAGGAAGGGGAGGAGAAGGAGAAGGGCAAGGGCAAGGGCAAGGGCAAGGGAAGGAAGAAGACGGAGGCGGAGAGGGAGGCGGAGAAGCCUGCGAGGAGGAGGGGUUGCUGGGAGAGCGAGUUCAAUGGGUUAGGUGGGGAGAGGUACAGGCUUUGGGUGGAGAGGGUCCAGGUCUGCGGGCCGAGGAAUAUGUGAGAGCGAGGUAUGUUCUUCGGAAUCGAUCUGAGGAGCGGAUUGAGGCGAAACAAUGGCUGGGGGAAUGACUGGGCGCGGCCCGGUGUGACUAUCUUCGCUGACGAGGUAUACCGAUUAGCUUGUGAAGUUUCCCUUUGGUGUGUUUUCGUAGAGAAAAGGGGAUGGUGCGAGUGAUAGCUCUAUGACAAGCAUCAUGUUUUCUCUUCUUUCCGUCA